Molecule: messenger RNA, 552 nt
Organism: Merops nubicus (carmine bee-eater)
Lineage: Eukaryota; Metazoa; Chordata; Aves; Coraciiformes; Meropidae
Product: myeloid-associated differentiation marker-like
Exons: 2
Cellular component (GO): membrane
Source: RefSeq, a predicted model, not a curated record
AUGGGCACCGUCAACCUCCGCGCCCUCACCUCCUGGGUGGGCAUCGCCCGGCUCUUCGCCGUGGUGCUGUCCUGCCUCGCCUUCAGCUUGGUGGCCUCCACCGGGGACUUUGGGGGACCCUACGGGACGUGGUGCAUGUUCACGUGGUGCUUCUGCUUCGCCGUGACCCUGCUGGUGCUGGCGCUGGAGCUGCUGGAGCUCUACCCGGCGCUGCCGCUCUCCUGGGGUGGCCUCACCUCNGCUUUCUCCAUGCUGGCAGCGUUGAUGGUCUUCACCACCUCCGUGGUCUUCCCCUCCACCUUCAUCCCCAGCCCCUGCGGUGGCAGCAAGUGUGCCCGGCAGGCCGUGGCCACCGCUGCCUCCUGCCUCUGCUUCCUUGCCUACGCCCUCGAGGUGGGGCUCACCCGUGCCAAGCCGGGGGACAUCAGCAGCUUCCUCUCCACCGUGCCCGGGCUCCUCAAAGUCUUCGAAGCCUACGUGGCUUGUCUGAUCUUCUCCUUGCUGGAUACCUACGGUUGGACGGCCGGCCUGCAGUGGUGCGUGGCCGUCUAC